Messenger RNA from Aspergillus thermomutatus, 2037 nucleotides. RefSeq names its product TFIIH complex kinase subunit CCL1. Lineage: Eukaryota; Fungi; Ascomycota; Eurotiomycetes; Eurotiales; Aspergillaceae. Gene Ontology annotation, molecular function: protein binding. The transcript is spliced from 5 exons. The record is from RefSeq and is a predicted model, not a curated record. The coding region runs from base 1 to 2037 and encodes 678 amino acids.
AUGGCUUCGAACCGAACGCGGCGUAUCGCAAAGGAGAUUGCGGAUAUUCGGGCGGAUACUCAUUCGCAAAUCACUGCCGAACCGGUGGAAGGAGAUGACGAUAUAACACACCUGCGUGGCUCGUUUCCGGGGCCUCCAGGCACACCGUACGAAGGUGGUACUUUUGAAGUUGAUAUCAAGAUACCUAACGACUACCCAUUUCGGCCGCCAAUCAUGAAGUUCGUGACCAAGGUCUGGCAUCCCAAUGUCAGCAGCCAAACGGGCGCUAUCUGUCUCGAUACGCUGUCAUCGGCAUGGUCGCCGGUGCUAACCAUCAAAUCCGCACUCUUAUCCCUGCAAUCCUUACUCAGCACUCCCGAGCCCAAAGAUCCGCAGGAUGCCGAGGUAGCUACCAUGCUACUGCGAAGACCGAAAGAGUUCGAGCGAGUCGCCCGGGAAUGGGCCGUCAUCCACGCAGGGGCUCCUCGAAAACACGCUGGGGAGGGUAGUGGAGGAGCAACAGACGAAACUCUCCGCCAGGAUGAACUCAGGUCCAAGGCGGAGCAAGAAAGGGAAGAUCUUUCCAAGUACGACGGAUACAACAAAGACCUGAUCGAUCGAUUCUGCAGCAUGGGCUUCGAUGUGGAUCGAGUGGUGGCGGCGUUCAAAUUUUACGGGAUUGAUCGAAUGAAUGGAGAGGACUAUGAAUUGGAUGAAGCUUAUAUGGGUGAUAUUACCGCACGGCUCCUGGGUGAGCCCUCCAUCGAAAGCAAGAUGUUCGAGGACGAUAUCUAUCGCACCUCAUCACAGUAUAAACUUUGGUCUUUCACAGAGGCCUCCUUACGGUCCUUGAGGGAGAACACGAAUGCCGUUGCGAGCCAACGAGUCCGAGCGGCGCUGCGGAGAGCGCGGGAGGCCCGACAGUCAGCCAACUCGUCGGCUGCGGGGACACCUACAGCAGGGACUAAUGUAGGUGGCAAGGGAGAGGAAGAGAAGGACAUUGACUGUUUGACACCAGAAGAAGAGAAGGAGUUAGUGAGAUUCUAUUGCGAAAAGGCCGUGGAGCUGGCGGACACAUAUAAGCCACCCUUGCCGACGACAGUGCGGGCCACUGCGAUUCAGUACAUCCGUCGAUUCUACCUCAGCAACUCGCCAAUGACCUACUCUCCCAAGACAAUCAUGCCCUGCGCCCUCUUCCUUGCUACCAAGACGGACAAUUUCUACAUGUCCCUGCGCCAAUUCGCCGAAAAGGUCCCAGGCGAAAUAACAGCAGAAGACAUCAUCGCCCCAGAAUUCCUCAUCAUGCAAAGCCUCCGCUUCACAUUCGACGUCCGCCACCCCUUUCGCGGCCUCGAGGGCGGCGUCAUGGAACUGCAAGCCAUGGCCCAAGGCCUGGGCCAGCCAGCACCUCACCUCCCUCACCAGACAUCAGAAGACCUACGCCGCGGACUCCUCGCCGUCCCCCCAUCACCAAACGCUCCCCCGUCCUCCUCAAUCACAGACCGGAUCGCCCGCGCACACACCACAACCCGCGAACUCCUCAAAACCGCCGCCCAAAUGACGGAUGCCUACUUCCUCUACACACCCUCGCAGAUCUGGCUGGCGGCCUUCAUGCUCGCCGAUCGCCCCAUGGCCGAAUACUACCUCGACACGAAACUCGGCGGGCCAACCGCCCAAACCUCCGACGCACAAGCCGGGAACCCGCUCUACGACCUCCGCGCGAAACUCCUCCGCACACUCAACGACUGCGCUGCCCUUCUGCAAUCAUACAAGUCCCUCAACUCCGACCCAGAGCAAAUGAAGAACCUCAAACGCAUCGGGAAGAAGUUCUACUACUGCCAGAACCCGGAGAAAAUCUCCCUAGCCGGGCAGAAGCGAAUCCCUGCUGCUGCUGCCGCUGCCGCAUCGACAGGCGAAGGCGCCACCUCGGAAAGUGAAGUCGAGCGGCUGGCGAAGAAGCGGAAGCUGGAGCGGGAGCAGAAGGAUCGGGUGUCGAGGGAUAUCUUUGGCGGAGAGCUGGUGGCGCAACGUGUCAAGGAGGGGCAAAUGGGCGAGUAA